Molecule: messenger RNA, 1801 nt
Organism: Heterotrigona itama
Lineage: Eukaryota; Metazoa; Arthropoda; Insecta; Hymenoptera; Apidae
Source: the annotation of a GenBank genome assembly
AUGAAUCGCAAGGUCCCAGAUAUUAAAUACACUCAGGUUUGUUUAAUUUAAAAAAAUAUAAUUUUAAAUAUUUUAAUUUUAAGCACAUAUUGUGAAAAUUAUGUAAUCUAUGUUUUGUAAUAAGAAGUUAUAGUAAAUAGUUGUAGAUGUUGAGACCAAAAUAUCAAUAAGAAAUAAUAAUAAAAUUCGCUUUAAUAUCGAUUUUACAUAUUUUCAGUUAUUUAUAAAUAACGAAUUUGUGGAUUCAGUAAGUCGUAAAAAAUUUCCUACUAUAAAUCCAGCUGAUGGUACUAUUAUUGCACAAAUCUCUGAAGGUGAUAAGGCAGAUGUAGACAAAGCAGUUGCAGCUGCAAGUCAAGCAUUUAUUAGAGGAUCAAAAUGGCGAAAUAUGGAUGCAUCUGUUCGAGGAAAACUUAUGAACAAGUUUGCAGAUCUUAUUGCAAGAGAUUUAGAAUACAUUGCAACUCUUGAAACUUUAGAUAAUGGAAAAGCAUAUUCAAAUGCAAUUUUUGAUAUAGAGUAUAGUAUAGAUACAAUUCGUUAUUAUGCUGGCUGGUGUGACAAAAUUUUUGGAGAUACUAUUCCAGCAGAUGGAAAUCUUGUCUCACUUACGCGUAAGGAACCAGUUGGUGUAGUAGGUCAAAUUAUUCCUUGGAACUAUCCUUUUCUUAUGUUGGCUUGGAAAUGGGGUCCAGCUUUGGCUACUGGAUGUACUAUUGUUUUGAAGCCAGCAGAACAAACUCCUUUAACUGCCCUCUAUGCUGCAGCACUUGCUAAAGAGGCUGGAUUUCCACCUGGUGUUAUAAAUGUUAUUACUGGUUAUGGUUUAACAGCUGGUGCAGCUAUUGCUGAACAUUCAGGAAUUCAGAAAGUUGCAUUCACAGGAUCUACAGAGGUUGGUCGUCUUAUAAUGGAAGCUUCUUCUAAAAGUAAUCUUAAACGUGUUUCUCUUGAACUGGGUGGCAAGAGUCCAUUAGUUAUUUUUGAUGAUGUUGAUGUUAAGGAAGCAGCUGAAAUUGCUUACAAUGCAAUAUUUGCGAAUCAUGGACAAAAUUGUUGUGCUGGUUCACGUACUUUUGUACAUGCUAAAAUUUAUGAUCAAUUUGUUAUUUAUGCUAAACAGUUGGCAUUAAAAACAAAAGUUGGUAAUCCUUUUGACUCUGAAACUCAACAAGGACCACAAAUUGAUCAAGAAAUGUUUGAUAAAGUCUUAGGUUUAAUUAAAUCAGGAAAGGAAGAAGGAGCUGUAUUAGAAACUGGUGGAGAACGUCAAGGCAAUGUUGGUUAUUUUAUUAAGCCUACCAUUUUUUCAAAUGUGACUGACGAUAUGAGAAUUGCAAAGGAAGAAAUAUUUGGACCUGUUCAAUCUAUUUUAAAAUUUGAAACAAUGGACGAAGUUAUUGUACGUGCAAACAAUACAAAUUAUGGUCUUGCUGCCGGUGUUCUUAGUAAAGAUAUUGAUAAAGCAUUGGUAUUUGCACAAGCAGUACAAGCUGGAAGCGUUUGGUAAAAAUUUUUAAGACAAAUUCUGUGUUUAUUUAUAGUAUUUAAUUAGACAUUAUUAUUUAAAAAAAAUUAUUAUUCAAUAGGAUAAACUGUUAUGAUGCUAUCACACCUCAAACUCCAUUCGGUGGAUUCAAACAAUCAGGAAUAGGUCGUGAACUGUAAGUUCAUAAUUACUUAAUUAAAACAAUUAGUAACAAAAUAUAUAUGUUUAAUUUUAUAUUUCAGUGGUGCAGAAGGAUUAAAAGAGUAUCUUGAAACUAAAACAAUUUCUAUUAAAGUCCCAACACGUAAUUAA